CACCAUUUAUUUCAAAAAGAGAACUUUUUUUAUUCGUUUAAACAAAAAGAGAAAAAAAAAAAAACCUAUUUCUCUGUUCCUCGUCGAAGCAACAUAGCCGCCUGGCAGAGAACUUCCCCUGUUAUCUUUGUUAGAGCAUUCAUGGGGUCGAUAAAGAGGAAGUUAGAUGAAAACCCACCUGGCGAAACACCCCCGAAACAGCCUAAGGAUAAUGGUUUGGCGGAAAAGCUUAUUGAUGAACCUAUUGCCUGCUUACAUGAUGUGUCGUAUCCAGAGGGUUAUGUUCCUUCUGCCCGACUUUCUUGGGGUCCAAACACUUUGGAGCCUGCGAAAGUAUUCCCUUUCACUCUUGACCCUUUUCAAUCUGAAGCCGUCAAGUGCCUUGAAGAUGGUGAGUCCGUGAUGGUGUCUGCCCAUACAUCAGCUGGAAAAACUGUUGUUGCUCUAUAUGCUAUUGCUAUGUCUUUGAAAAAUAAACAAAGGGUCAUAUAUACCUCACCAAUCAAGGCAUUGAGCAAUCAAAAGUAUAGGGAGUUCAAGGAGGAGUUCUCAGAUGUUGGGUUGAUGACUGGGGAUGUAACGAUUGAUCCCAAUGCCUCAUGCUUGGUUAUGACCACAGAAAUCUGGCGUAGUAUGCAAUACAAAGGAUCAGAAAUAACACGUGAGGUGGCUUGGGUCAUCUUUGACGAGGUACAUUAUAUGCGUGAUAGGGAAAGGGGUGUUGUAUGGGAAGAAAGCAUUGUUAUGGCCCCGAAGAAUUCUCGAUUUGUAUUCCUCUCUGCAACAGUGCCUAACGCAAAGGAAUUUGCUGAUUGGGUUGCUAAGAUUCACAAACAACCAUGUCACAUCGUUUAUACUGAUUAUAGGCCAACACCUCUUCAGCAUUAUGUUUUCCCUUCUGGAGGUGAUGGUCUAUACUUGGUAGUGGAUGAAAAGGGAAAAUUCCGUGAAGAUAGCUUUCAGAAGUCAUUAAAUGCGCUUGUUCCUGUUAGUGAGGGUGACAAGAAGAAGGAGAAUGGAAAAUGGCAGAAAGGUUUGGUUAUGGGCCGGAUUGGUGAAGAAACUGACAUCUUUAAGAUGGUGAAAAUGAUCAUCCAGCGUCAAUAUGAUCCUGUCAUACUUUUCAGUUUUAGCAAAAGGGAAUGUGAAACUCUUGCAAUGCAGAUGGCAAAAAUGGAUCUGAAUGGUGAUGAUGAGAAAGUGAACAUAGAAACCAUAUUUUGGAGUGCCAUGGAUAUGCUGUCUGACGAUGAUAAGAAGUUACCUCAGGUUUCACAUAUGUUACCUCUCUUAAAGCGUGGAAUAGGUGUACAUCAUUCUGGCUUGCUUCCUAUUUUAAAAGAAGUCAUUGAGAUAUUAUUUCAAGAAGGACUGAUUAAGUGUUUGUUUGCCACAGAGACAUUUAGCAUUGGUUUGAACAUGCCUGCAAAGACUGUUGUGUUUACCAAUGUCCGUAAAUUUGAUGGGGACAAUUUCAGAUGGUUAUCCAGUGGAGAGUAUAUACAGAUGAGUGGUCGUGCUGGUCGUCGUGGCAUUGAUAAGCGUGGUAUAUGCAUACUUAUGGUGGAUGAGAAGCUCGAGCCAUCCACCGCUAAGAUGAUGCUGAAAGGAAGUGCUGAUUGUUUAAACAGUGCCUUCCAUUUAAGCUACAACAUGCUUUUAAAUCAAUUGCGCUGUGAAGAUGGUGACCCUGAGAAUUUGCUUCGUAAUUCUUUCUAUCAAUUUCAAGCAGAUCGUGCACUCCCUGAUCUUGAGAAACAAGUAAAGGACUUGGAGCUAGAAAGGGAUUCAAUUAUAAUAGAAGAAGAGGAUAGUUUGAAGAAUUAUUACAAUCUGUUAAAGCAAUACGAUAGUUUGAAGAAGGAUGUCCGUGAUAUUUUGCUUUCUCCAAGGUACUGCUUACCGUUUUUGCAAUCCGGUAGGCUUGUUUCUAUCCAGUGCACAAGGAGUGAUGAAAUUUACCCAUUAUUCUCCACCAAGGAUCAGGUCACAUGGGGAGUGAUAAUCAAUUUCCAAAAGGUGAAGAAUGCUUCUGAAGAUGAUGCAAGUAGAAAACCAGAAGAUUCAAAUUUUAUGGUGGAUAUUCUUACAAGAUGUGCGGUGAAUAGAGAUGGAGUUGGAAAGAAAACCAUUAAGAUCAUUCCUUUGAAAGAGCCAGGAGAACCUGUUGUUGUUUCUGUUUCCAUUUCCCAGAUUCAAAGUUUAAGUAGUCUUCGUGUGCACAUACCCAAUGACCUUUUGCCAUUAGAAACUCGAGAAAACACAAUUAAAAAGAUUUCAGAAAUUAUUUCGAGAUUCAGUGAGAAAGGGAUUCCCCUCCUAGAUCCAGAAGAUGAAAUGAAUAUUAAAAGUAGCUCGUACCAAAAAGCAGCUCGUAGGAUAGAAGCAUUGGAAAGCCUGUUUGACAAGCAUGAAGUAGCAAAAUCUUCUCUCAUUGAGCAAAAGCUCAAAACAUUUCAUUUGAAGCAAGAACUAACAGCAAAAAUAAAGUCAAUUAAAAAAACAAUGCGCUCUUCUACUGCAUUGGCUUUUAAAGAUGAACUUAAGGCAAGAAAACGAGUUCUUCGGAGGCUAGGAUAUGUUACAACUGAUGAUGUUUUGGAGUUGAAGGGGAAGGUUGCUUGUGAAAUUAGUAGUGCAGAAGAGCUGACUCUUACAGAGCUGAUGUUUAAUGGUGUUUUUAAAGACAUUAAAGUGGAAGAGAUGGUAUCCCUUCUCUCUUGUUUUGUGUGGCAGGAAAAACUUCAAGAUGCAACGAAACCUAGGGAAGGACUUAACAUGCUUUUUGUACAAUUACAAGAUAUAGCUCGAAAAGUUGCUAAUGUUCAGCUCGAAUGCAAGGUCCAAAUUGAUGUGGAGAGCUUUGUGACCUCAUUUCGGCCUGAUAUCAUGGAGGCUGUAUAUGCUUGGGCAAAAGGAUCCAAAUUUUAUGAGAUCAUGUCAGGUACUCAAGUUUUUGAGGGUAGCUUGAUCCGGGCCAUUAGGAGAUUAGAGGAAGUCCUUCAACAGCUUAUAGAAGCAGCUAAAUCCAUUGGAGAAACUGAGCUGGAGUCAAAGUUUGAGGAGGCUGUUUCUAAGAUCAAGAGAGAUAUUGUGUUUGCCGCUUCCUUGUAUUUGUAGGAUCAUCUGGUAUGAUUUCCAAUGAGAUGGUAUCGCUUCAGAAUCAUCAUACAUUCUUUUUUUUCAACUUGAGACGAUUAAUAUUGCAGCUUCAACAAAAUGGUUUUGUGACUUUCUAUUGCCAAAUUUGUUGUUUGCACAGCAGGUUUAGAAAGAAAGUAAUAGAUUUAUCCAGUCUUUUCUUCUGGAUGAAGAUUGGGUGGGUUUAAGCUUGUAUCAACUAAAUGAUUGUACUCACUGCUUCUCAUUGAUAUGAUUGUCGCCUUUCUGCUUUUUUUUUUGGAGGAAAAUUUUGUAGGACUAAUUUAUGGAUGGCAUAAAUGGGUUGUCUGGGUUUUUAGUAUUCUUAUAGGUCAAUAUUUUAGGUUUGUAUUUUAGUUGAGAUGUAAUGCUGUCCUGACGAAAUAUAGUAAUCAACAUGAAGACGAAUAUUUUAAUAAUGUUCUCUUUUAUUUA
Molecule: messenger RNA, 3576 nt
Organism: Humulus lupulus (European hop)
Lineage: Eukaryota; Viridiplantae; Streptophyta; Magnoliopsida; Rosales; Cannabaceae
Product: DExH-box ATP-dependent RNA helicase DExH9
Exons: 15
Coding region: 142-3120 (992 amino acids)
Biological process (GO): maturation of 5.8S rRNA; RNA catabolic process
Cellular component (GO): nucleus
Molecular function (GO): ATP binding; RNA helicase activity; RNA binding
Source: RefSeq, a predicted model, not a curated record